This is a messenger RNA of Engraulis encrasicolus (European anchovy), 6710 nucleotides long. RefSeq names its product tensin-3-like. Gene Ontology annotation, cellular component: focal adhesion. NCBI's taxonomy places the organism in Eukaryota, Metazoa, Chordata, Actinopteri, Clupeiformes, Engraulidae. Gene Ontology annotation, molecular function: protein binding. The transcript has 27 exons. The record is from RefSeq and is a predicted model, not a curated record. The coding region runs from base 354 to 4898 and encodes 1514 amino acids. Gene Ontology annotation, biological process: dephosphorylation.
UAGCACAGCGUGUUAGCAGCUAGGGCAGGCAGGCAGACAGUCAGACAGGCUAGUAGACAGGUCCCGAGACCCCUGGAACUGGAACUCUGCAGCCAGUCCCCUGCUGACACAGUGGUGCCGGUCGGACCCCACGGCAACUUCACUCAGCCCCCUUCGGCCGCAUUCCUGCACAAAAGGAUGAGUGCUCAGGUCUGCCACGGGCUCCUCUGAAGGGGGGCCACAUCAGACUCUUUUUUUUUUUUUUCUUUAGCGGUCCACGCCACUACUGCCAGUUGCCUUGCGCAGGGCUUUAGCAGAGAGGAGAGAAAUAUCCUAGAAUUGCCAGACUCGACUCUUGUGUCCCAGUUUGAAAGAUGGAUGAGGGAUAUGAACUUGAUCUGACCUAUGUGACAGAGCGCAUCAUCGCAGUGUCCUUCCCCCGAGGAUGCACAGAGGAAACCUACCUUCACAACCUGAAGGAUGUCACGCGCAUGCUGAAGUCCAAACAUGCUGACAACUACAUGGUAAUUAACCUGUCAGAGAAGAGACAUGACCUUUCGAAGAUGAAUCCCAAGACGCUGGACACGGGCUGGCCAGACCUGCAUGCCCCUCCCCUGGAUAAGAUAUGCACCAUCUGCAAGGCCAUGGAGAGUUGGCUCCAUGCUGACCCGCUUCACGUGGUCGUUAUCCACUGCAGGGGGGGCAAAGGGAGGAUUGGUGUAGUCAUCUCCUCAUUUGUCCAUUUCACAGACAUCUCAGCAAGCGCCGAUCAGGCCCUGGACCGCUUCGCCAUGAGGAAGUUUUACGAUGACAAGGUCUCAGCGUUAAUGACGCCGUCCCAGAAGAGAUACGUGUGGAUCCUGAACAGCCUUUUGAGUGGCUCGAUGAAAAUCAACGCCUCGCCCCUCUUCUUGCACUGUGUCAUCCUCCAUGGGAUCCCCAACUUUGACAGUGGAGGAGUCUGUCGUCCAUACCUAAAGGUCUACCAGGGAAUGCAAGCAGUCUAUUCUUCUGGCGUGUAUAUCAUUGGACCAGGCCAUAGGAACAGGUUAUGCAUCGCCCUGGAGCCCGCUCAACUUCUUAAGGGAGACAUCAUGGUCAAAUGCUAUCACAAGAGUGGAGCCUCCAGUAGGGACAUUGUCUUCAGGCUGCAGUUCCAUACGGGAGCAGUACAGGGAUACAACCUCAUGUUCGAGAAAGAGGAUAUGGAGUGUGCCAAUAAAGAUCCCAGAUUUCCGGACUAUGGAAAAGUGGAGUUGGUGUUUUCCGAGGGCCCGGAGAACAUCCAAGGUGCAGAGCGCUGGCAGAAUGGGCCAGACGUGACCGUGGACUACAGCUUGACCGACCCACUGACCCGAUGGGACUCCUAUCAGAACAUCUGCAAUGGUGAAGUGCCUCAGUCCAAGCCCCAGGCCCCCACUCUGGACAAAGCAGUGGCCGCCAGGAGCCCCAGCAUUGGUGGCAGUAGCAGCGGCGGCGGCGGCGGCGGGGGCGGCGACAGCGGCAGUGGUGGUUCCACCCUGAGGAGGGCAGUAGGGCCGGCCACCUCAGCCACCAGCAGCCCGGAACACAGUGACCACGCCCUGUCCGCCAGCAGCGACUCCGGCCUCUCCAACGCCUCCCUGUGGACCGAGAGGGGCUCCGUGGCGGCCCCCAAAACCCCCGGCCAGGGCCAGGGCCAGGGCCAGGACCAGGGCCCCAGCCAGCAGGAGAAGGCCGCGCUCAAGCGCCUGCUGAGCGGCUUCGGGCUGGAGGAGCCUCCCCUCUUCCACGGAGCCAUGGACGGGGAGCCGGAGGAGGACGGCGUUGUCAUCGGAGGCGGGGGUGUUGGUGUGGGUGUUGGUAGUGGUGUAGGAGGUGUAGGAGUGGACAUUGUGAGCAGCCAUCGGGCCUUGCAGGGGCGCAGCGUCAGCAUCGGCGUCGGCGGCGUGACGCAGCCCAAGGAGCGCGAGACGGACAUCCUGGAUGACGAGGUGCUGACCAUGUCCGGGCACGACCUGCGCAGCGUGGACAGCCUGGGCACGCUGUCCUCCUCCUGCCACAAGAGCAGCCAGAACUCCCUGCUGUCCGACGGCUUCGGCAGCCCCGGCGGCCCUGAGGACAUGGCCCAUCAGCAGCAGCAUCAGCAGCACCAUCUCCAGCACCAUCUCCAGCACCAACAACAUCAUCACCAACACCAGCAACAGCAGCAUCAUCAUCUCCACCUCAACCACAACAACAGCCACCACAUCCAACACCAACACCAACACCAACACCACCACCUUCCCCACCAGCAGCACUCGCUAGCGGGCAUGGACGAGUACGAGGCUCGACGCGGCUGCCUGGGGCCGAGGAGCAACCCGGUGCCCGUCUCGUCCCUGCCGCCAUCCCUGGCCUCCUGCGGUGACUCGGGCGGGUCCCGGGCAGGCUCGUUCCGGCAGGGCAGCUACUCCACGCACACCUGGGUGCAGCAGCAGCAGAUGGUGGCGGCGCAGCAGUACUCCUACCUGGCCGAGGUCACCUCCGCGGCCGACAACUACCACCAUGGAGGAGGAGGAGGAGGAGGAGGAGGAGGAGUAGGAGGCGAGCGCGGUAGCAGCAGCAGCCCGCUGUCGCCCGAGCCCGCCAUAGCCACAGCCGCUGUCAGCGCCGGCGUUACCUUGGCCAAUGUGGAGCAGGGUAACGGAAUGGAUGCGGUUGCCGCCGUCGCCACGGAGGCGCCGGUGCCGGUGCCGGUGACGCCGGCGGCGUCCCAGACGGUGGUCGACAAGAGCCACGACGAAGAGUUCAACUCGCUGACGGUGGACAUAGACAACUCCAUCGACCAGCUGAACCAGCUGAUCAUGGACCUGGACCCCACCUUCGUGCCCAUCCCCACGCGCACGGGCUCCGUGAAGAGGAACGGCGGCGGCAACCACGCCAACGGCCCCGCCACAGCGUGCACCAACGGCACCACACACAGAGUCAGUGGGAAUAGCAGAACCACGGUGCAGCCGGCAGCUGCUGCCCCUGGUGAUGUGCGUCCGGAAGGUGUCCGCUGCCUCAGCAGGCAGGCCAGCGAUGUCCCCGACCACCCGGCCACACCGCAGCAGCCGUGGGGGCUCAGGGAGGAGCUGGCCGACCGGGUCACCUUCCCUUCCUCCUGCUCUCCCCACACGCAGCAUGGCGGUAUCUUCCGGGCGGAGAGUCUGGACUACAGGAAUCAGAGUGUGGAACAGGACAGCGGUGUGGAGACAGGCAGUGACAUGGUGCCCCCCACCCCUGCCUUCCCUAUCUCACCACCCACUCCUUACAUCAAAAACAUGUCUGAAUUCCUGCAUCUCAGACAGACUCCAUCCCCCGGCAUGCAGAUGUACGGGGCAUACAGGACGGACCACGACUCAAGAGUUUACUCAGACAUCAUCUCCCACGCGUCAGAGGCUGGUGGCCUUCCAGACCACUCGCCCUCCUGCCACCACCCUUUUGCAUCCACACGCUCCGCUACCCUCGGGGGAACUCUGGCCCGAACAGAGAGCCCUCUCCAGUCCCCCUGGCAGGAGGGUUCCAUGCUGUUCCGGCAGGCCUCUCUGCCUCCUCAGCGCUCCGCCCCCGCCCCCAUCGCCGCCGUCGACUACAGCCACCACUCCCCGCCAGGAGGACACCACCCGGCCCCCAAGGCCCACAGCUCCCCCAGGGGCAGCCAGCGGAGCCGCGCCGCCCGCUACGCCUCCUGCAGGAGCCCCGCGCGCAGCUUCGACGAGCAGGACGGCCCCAGCUCUGCGGACUCCUUCGGGGGCCACACGGGGGAGCUGCUGAGCGAGGGAUCCCCUCAGCACCACCACCACCACCACCUCCAGCAGCACCAGCACCAGCAGCAGCAGCAGCAGUUCCACCAGCCGCCCCUGCUGCCGGAGAAGAGGAGGGCCUCCGACGGGGAGCACUCGCUGGGGUCUGCCUCGCCUGCCCUGAGCGGCUUUUCCAGCCCCCACAGCGGCAGCUCCCUCAGCAUCCCCUUCCCCAACGUGCUGCCUGAGGGGCAGGGCAGGGGCACCCCGGGCACAUCCUCGCCCUUGCCGGAUGUGCUGGUUAGCAAGCAGUUGACUGUCAAAUUUGUUCAGGACACCUCCAAGUUUUGGUAUAAGCCUGACAUCGCACGUGACCAAGCCAUCGCUGUCCUGAAGGACAAAGAGCCAGGCUCCUUCAUCGUGCGAGACAGCCACUCUUUCAGAGGCGCUUACGGAUUGGCUAUGAAGGUGGCCACGCCCCCUCCUUCAGUGCUGCAGCAGAGCAAGAAAGGGGGAGAUCUGUCCAAUGAGCUGGUUCGCCAUUUCCUCAUCGAGUGUACCCAGAAAGGUGUGAGGCUGAAGGGCUGUCCCAACGAGCCCUACUUUGGCAGCCUGACAGCCCUGGUAUGCCAGCACUCCAUCACACCUCUGGCUCUCCCCUGCAAGCUCAUCAUCCCCGAUAGAGAUCCUCUGGAGGAUGUCGUGGAGACUACCACCCAUGUAUCCAUCACAAACUCAGCCACAGAACUACUCAAGCAAGGAGCAGCUUGCAACGUGUGGUUCCUGGGCUCAGUGGAGAUGGAGUCUCUAACAGGCUACCAGGCGAUCCAGAAAGCCACCGGCGAGAUGCUCAGCCUGGAGCCUCUGCCGACGUCGACUGUGGUACACUUCAAAGUUUCGUCCCAGGGCAUCACUCUCACAGACAAUCAGAGAAAGCUUUUCUUCAGAAGACAUUAUGCUGUGACCACUGUGAUAUUCUGUGCCUUGGACCCUCAGGAUAGAAAGUGGAAGAGAGAUGGCUGCGCUUCAGCCAGGAUCUUUGGCUUUGUGGCGAGGAAGAGCGGCAGUGCCAUGGACAAUGUGUGCCACCUGUUUGCAGAGCAUGACCCUGAACAGCCAGCCAGCGCCAUUGUCAACUUUGUGUCCAAGGUGAUGAUUGGCUCCCAGAAGAACUAAGUGUGAACUCUCUCAAGGUGUAUGAUUGGUCACAAGGCCUUAAAUGAAGUGACCUUUGCCGUUUCCUCCUCCCACGAUCAGUGCCAAUGGCCUUGCAAGCCACUGAAUGCCAUGGACAGAUGGGAAGCCAGUUGCCAUAGCAAUGCUCUAUGGGAAGAACAGUUUGUUUUGUAAACAAAGAUUCUGAUCGCAACGAAACUGGCACUAGCAGUACUUUGAAAAUAGAGACCCAUAAUCAUUUAUGUAUAUUUAUGUAUUAGUAUGUUAAGAAACCCAUAUUUAUUUUCUCUCAUCGUUUCCAAACCAUUUCUAAGUGUUUUCUUUUUCCUAAGUCUUAAGUCUAAACUGUACGUAUAUGUGAAUCAACUCUGACUGCUUGAAGCUAUGUCAAUUGGCCUCCAUGAUGUAUCACGACAGAAAUGGAGAGUGAAUGGCUGGAUGCAGCUAUAUUGCAAAUAAUCAUCUCUAAAGAGUUUCAAUGGAUUUCACAAGUGUAACAGACAUGCUGCUUUUAGUGAAAGUGUAUGAAGUACUACUUGGAAUUACAGGACAGAUUUUUUUUUUACCAGUGUUGUUAAAGUAUAUGCGUUCUAUAUUUGGUCAUUUGUGAGAUGUCACUGACAAAAUGUGCGGUCAACCAAAGUCGUUUUAAAAACAAAAGUUAGUAUUGUUCCAACAUAUCCAAUUAAGACAGCAUGUAUAUGCUUGUGUCCAUCAGGAACAAAGCUAGAGGAUAACCUCCCCUUUAAACUAUGCAAAUUAUAUUUGUUUGUAUGUAAAUACAUUGAAACUGAGCUAAACGAUAUAUAUAUAUAUAUAUGCAUAUCUUUUAUGACUUCAAUCUCUAUUUUUUGCCCAAUUGUUUAUGCAUUCCUGCUGAAAAGCUUUGUCUUAAAGGACAUGGACAACCUAUCAAUUGAACAACACAGGUCUAUUUUUCUAUGUGUACAUUGAUAUAUGUAUAUGUAUUUAUGACUAGAUAAUGCUUUCCAUUAAUUCACUUACAUUCUAUUAUGUUUAAACCGUUAUGCUCAGAUACAUGCUAUUGGUCACAGAAUCCAGUCUUUACUCCUGAAGAUUUAAUUUUGACAGGCGAUUCUCUUCUAACAGUGACCUCAUUCCCCUUCAGCAUCCAUUGUGAUCAUUAACAGUUACAUGUAUAGUCCUGUAACACAUUCAGCCUUUUUUUAGACAUAAUUUACAAGAAAAAAAGAUUCAACACAAUAGGCUACACUCUGAUUCUAGAGUCAGCAUCAGCGGUGUCCGUUUAGUUUUCAUGUUUAGAAGCAUUAUGGAGUGGCAUAUUCAGCAUGUUGAUCAAAACAGUCUUGUUCUUAAAAAAGCUAGUAACAUAGUAUCACGUGUGCUGAUAUUCUGUUUGAGUGAUCCAAGCUGGUCAUGACAUUUGCCAUCUUUUAGUGCUGUUGCACUCAAACACAUGGCUGGUCUGUUGCAGUAGAAAAUGACCCUGGGCAGACAGUCGGAAGACAUGUGGACACUUGGAGCUUUAAAGCAACAUGGUCUCAAAUGAUGUUUCUUUGUUUUUGUGAAAAGAAAUUAUCCUAAGUCUAAUGGGACCACAGAGAAGUAUGGCGUUGAGUAUGAAUGCGUGCAUUCAUGUCGUUUGACUUUUUGUCAGGAUAUUUCUUUAUUUUGUGAGCUUGCGGCUCAGUUGCCAGAAAAUUGAAUGACACUGUAUUGUAUUUUCUAUGUAUGUUCUCCUGGUCUUCAUGAACUAUGGCCAACCACUCAGUUUAAAAAGUGGCAUUAUAAGAUGUGUAAAUAAAUAAAAAGGGAUGUCAUAUGCAUUAA